CAGGAACUGAAAAGUGCAAUGCUGCAUACUAGCUGAGCUUUUAAAACAUCUGUCUGUAUCUACAACACAGGGAAACAAUGUCAGAGCAGAGUUCCAUGCAGGACAGCUUACAACUGAAGCUGGAUCAGCUCGAUUGUCACUUUACUUGGGACAUUAGAAAGGAUGAUCUAGACUUAACAAAUGUCCUCAACAGGCUUGAGGAACAGGUCAAGAUGGGUCUUGGGAGGGAAGAAGGGGUUGCACGAACUCACUGUUCUUUAGGAUAUGCAAAAUGUCUUCUCGGUAAUAAAGAAGAAGCACUUACUCACCUGUCAAGAUCUGAGAUGCUCAUAAAAGAAAAGCUUGGCGACAACUGUGACAAGACUCUCAUUGUCACUUAUGGGAAUUUUGCAUGGAUAAAUUUCCUCAUGGAAAACUACACAGAGUGUGAAAGUUACCUGUUUAAUCUUCAGAAGAUAUACAAAAUGUUUCCUGCUGAGUCUGUUCCAGAGGUGCUUGGUGAGAAAGGCUGGGCUUAUCUUAAAUUCUCUCAUAAGUAUUAUGAAAGAGCUGUGGAGGCUUUCCAGAAGGCUGUAGAACUGGAUCCAGAAGAUAGUGAGUGGAAUGCUGGUUAUGCCACAGCACUGUAUCGCAUCGAAACUGAUCGCACUGAAACUGAUACAUCUUGUACUGUGGAUUCACCUGCAAUCAAACAGCUGAGACAGGCCAUUAGCAUCAACCCAGAUGAUGAUACCUUGAGAGUUCUUCUAGGACUUAGGCUUUUCUUAUGCUCCAAAAAGUUGAUAAAAGAGUCUGAGAAACUGAUGGAGACAGCUCUGAAUGGCUCUCCAGAAAAUCCACAUGUCAUCAGAUACGUUGCGAAAUUUUUCAGGAAUAAAGGAUCUGUCGACAGGUCCAUUGAACUGCUAGAGACAGCACUUCAAAAAUCACCAAACUCUGGUUUCAUACAUCAUCAGUUGGCAAUGUGCUACAAGACUAAGAAAAUUGACUUACAGAAAGAGAAAGGGGACAAGUUUCAGAUAUAUGAUGCACGAAAUCAGUGCAUAUACUAUUUAGAAAAGGCAACUUCCCUGAAGGAUUCUUUUAUCAUUGCAAUGUGUGAGCUCGCAAUUCAGUACGGAGAGAAACGUGAAUUGUCCAAGGCAGAGAAACUGUUUGAAAAAACAUUUAUUACAGCCAAAGAGAAAAAUGAGUGCAUACAUGCAGUACAUUGUUACUAUGCGGAGUUCCAGCAGUACAGUAACAGGUGUGAGCAUUUGGCUAUCGAGAAUUACAAGAAGUGUUUGACAAUGAAUCCAGAUAGUAGUGAGGGGAAUAGAAGUGCAUACAAAUUAAUGAACAUUGCCAAGAAACAUCUCAAAGCUGACCCAAACGAUUGGGACGCCAAUGAAAUACUGGGAUUAAUUUAUCAAAAAAAAGGGGAAAUGUUUGGGGACACCAAGAGCUAUGCAGGAACGGGCGAUGAAGAGAACGAAUGCCUCCACAACCUUUUUGAGAUUAACUGUAAAAUAUAAACAUCGACAAGGAUGCAUAAAUAUUUUAAAAGGACCUCAUUUGCUUGCUAAUGUGUGCAGAAAUCACUUGCGUGAACACAGAAAAUUGGAUAAAUUCAGAUUAUUCCAAAAGAGCAAGUGAGUUCACACACCAAAAUCUGCAUAAAGCAAUCCCAAACUAUGUCCACAUACAGGAAAAGAUUUCCAUACAGUCUCACCACUUUUUCUUUUCAUAUGCUUUUUUUUCCCACUCUAUCAUGCUUCAGGGUAUAUGCAGAAAUCCUAAAGGUAAUUUUAAUACUUUUUAAGACUUUUUAAAGACCUUCUCAGAAUAGUGUACCUCAUCGCCACUUCAAGUUCUAAUCAGUAUCAAACCUUUAACUUAAUAAACAGUUGCUAAUAAACAGUUGUAGUUAAAUCAAUGAAGCAGAACCAUGCAACAGGACUCAGAUAAGCUCGGAAGAAACAAAGCUUGAAAAUUUUGUGGAUGUUUUCAGCGACAGGGUUUAGCCACUGUUUAAACUCAUCUUUCUCCAACCAUGAGUACGCAAACUUACAUUUUGUCUGAAACGGGUAUGUUUGUACAGACAUCUUUAUGAUCUGUCCAUGCGUGAUCAUAGGGAGAACCAGAUGACCAAUAAUUCUUGGCUAGACAUUGCAACAACCGUGGGAAAGAAGUAAAGUUUAUAUAAAAGUUUGUUAAAACAAAAAAAGAGGCCAUGCAAAAGUGGAGACCCAGGUGGUUUUAAUAUUACAGAAUAUGUUUUCCACCAUUCAUAUGUGGUACACUGAUGUAUAUAUUGCAAUUUUGAAUUUAAAACAAUGUACAAGUUACAAACUAAAAUUAAGUAACUAUGUCUUUGAUAACUGGAUAACAAAUAUAUGAACCUAUCGGUUUACGGUUUUCUAGGCUUUAUUAGUGAUAAUGGUCAGGAAUGUUGGACCAUUAUUGCCUUUUUAGUUUAUAAGUAGAGGACAGAAACUAGCCAGACAAUGUGUGAAUUGUUGAAUGGGCAAAAUAAAAUAAAAAAACAUCAGUAUUUUUUAGUAAGUGUACUUUUUUUUUUGCUUUUAUUCUUGCCAUAAUAUAAAAUAUAAAUGUAGAGCAACCCAUGCUCUGUUGUCAUUAAGAUUUAACUUUAAUAGGAAUAACUGUCCGAAAUAUGAACAAAAGCAAGUGAUGCAUCAUUUAAAGAUUUAAAAAAUCUUGAAUGGUUAUAAAAAUCUUCAUAAUCAUUAUAAUAAAAUUUAAAAAAUAAUAAAAAACAAUUAGUUUAAAAAUCAUCAAUGAUGUUAAUGAUAUGACCUAGUUCCGGAAACUUUCUACUUCUUUGUUUAUCCGUCUGACUUUACAGUGGGUUUCUUUUGACCGCCCCCUGUCAUUUAAAAGAAUAUAUCAAUGACGAACGAGUCAAGUAUAAAAGCCUCAUCCUUUUCGUGAGGCGCGCGAUGCGGCGCCAGGCGAAAGUAUAAAUCAGCUUUAAGAUAUUUGUUUGUUUUUUUCUGUAGUUCAAUGGUGCAUCUAACCUGUCUUUAGUACUUUUCAAAUUGAAUACAUUUAUUUUACCACUAAUUUUGAGACUUUGCAUUUAUGUGUAUGCGUGUUUUUGAUAUUGCGAUAUAGGUCUUAAAUUUAAUACUUAAUGGUCUUAAAAAGGUCUUUAAAAGUCUUAAAUUUAACAUUAUGAUAUCUGCAGAAACCCUGGUAUAUAUCUAUGACACUUCACUAUAUAGUAGCCUACGAAUGUUUACAGUUAACCAAUUAGCAGGCUUUUGUAGUACUGUUACAGUUUUCAGUUUUUUUACUUUUGAAGGAUUCGGAUAUCUACCUUCAAAACUUUAAACUUACACAUAUUUGUGCAGUGUAUGAAUGUAAUGGUUAUUGCAUUAAAAAUGUGG
Danio aesculapii is the source of this 3392-nucleotide messenger RNA. Its product is annotated as interferon-induced protein with tetratricopeptide repeats 5-like. The record is from RefSeq and is a predicted model, not a curated record. NCBI's taxonomy places the organism in Eukaryota, Metazoa, Chordata, Actinopteri, Cypriniformes, Danionidae. Bases 78 to 1514 code for a protein of 478 amino acids. The transcript has 2 exons. Gene Ontology annotation, molecular function: protein binding. Gene Ontology annotation, biological process: defense response to virus. Gene Ontology annotation, cellular component: cytosol.